This is a messenger RNA of Gadus macrocephalus (Pacific cod), 3858 nucleotides long. Its product is annotated as E3 ubiquitin-protein ligase AMFR-like. Gene Ontology annotation, biological process: ubiquitin-dependent protein catabolic process; protein K48-linked ubiquitination; endoplasmic reticulum unfolded protein response. Gene Ontology annotation, molecular function: ubiquitin protein ligase activity; ubiquitin binding. Gene Ontology annotation, cellular component: endoplasmic reticulum; ubiquitin ligase complex; cytosol. Lineage: Eukaryota; Metazoa; Chordata; Actinopteri; Gadiformes; Gadidae. The coding region runs from base 346 to 2229 and encodes 627 amino acids. The transcript has 14 exons. The record is from RefSeq and is a predicted model, not a curated record.
UGGAGAUACAUUGAGGUUUGGAGGAAUCGAACUGAGCAGGCAUGGGGGGGACCAUAAAUUAUUAUGAGGAUCGUUGCGCAAGCGCAAUAUACGCUAUCGGCCUACACGUCACGUAACCAACAGGCUCAAAUAAACAUGACGACGCUGUCAACACGGAUCUCUGUACUCGAAUAGAGAUAGAUGAUCAAAUAUAGAAAAUCGAUUGGCUACAACGGAGGCAUUGGGCGAAACUGUAAGUGUUGCUGUCAGGUGCAGGCUGGGGAUUUUUUUCCGUUGUGUACUACCUUUGGGGGCUUCAGUGCAGAUUUAUAAACUUGCCGGGAGACGUAGGAAACCAACAUUGCAAUGCCGCUGCUUUUCUUAGAGAGGUUUCCGUGGCCAAGCCUCCAGACUUACACGGCGUUGAGUCUGGCUCUGCUGGCUGGCAGCAUCUUCAGCGCCUACAACACAGUCACUGAUCAAGGUUUUGGGGGCUUGGAGACAGACGAACCCCAUAGCCCCGCCGCGUCUGAGUUGGAGAGUGAAGACACCGACAAUGAUAUAGAAGGCUCCAAACUGGCAAGCACUGUGCUGUGGUAUCUAGUUAUGGACAGCUUCUUUGUAUGGGUGUUGGUGAACACAUUUUGCUGCUCACUGAUGCUAAUUGCAAAGAUGAUCCAAUGUGUGGUGUUUGGGCCCUUGAGGGUCAGCGAGAAGCAGCACCUGAAGGAUAAGUUCUGGAACUUCGUCUUCUACAAGUUCAUCUUCAUCUUCGGAGUGCUCAAUGUGCAGACGGUUGAGGAGGUGGUCAUGUGGUGCCUCUGGUUCUCUGCCCUGGUCUUCCUCCAUCUCAUGGUCCAGCUCUGCAAAGACCGCUUUGAAUACCUGUCCUUCUCCCCUACCACGCCUAUGAACAGCCACGUGCAGGUGCUGUCCCUGCUGGUGUCCCUGCUGCUCGGCUGCUGUGGCUUGGCCGUGGUCUGUGGCCUUCUGGGGGCCACACACGGCAUGCACACUCUCUCCUUCAUGGCUGCAGAGUGUCUUCUGGUGACCGUGCGCACCGGUCAUGUCAUCAUGAGAUACUCCAUCCACCUGUGGGACCUCAACCACCCUGGGACCUGGGAGAGCAAGGGGACGUACGUGUACUACACAGACUUCAUCAUGGAACUGGCCAUGCUCUUCCUGGACCUAAUGCAUCACAUCCACAUGCUGCUGUUUGGGAACAUCUGGCUCUCCAUGGCCAGUCUGGUCAUCUUCAUGCAGCUGCGCUACCUCUUCCACGAGGUGCAGCGCCGCAUCCGCCGCCACAAGAACUACCUGCGCGUCAUCGACAACAUGGAGGCCAGGUUUGCAGUGGCUACUGAGGAGGAGCUGGCGGUCAACAACGACGACUGCGCCAUCUGCUGGGACGCCAUGGUGACGGCACGCAAGCUGCCCUGCGGACAUCUGUUUCACAACUCCUGCCUGCGCUCCUGGCUGGAGCAGGACACCUCGUGCCCCACCUGCCGCAUGUCUCUGAACAUCUACGGAGACGGGCCCCCGGCAGGCACCCCGCAGCAGCCCCCAGCGGCCGCCCUGGGGGCCAACACGGGCCCGGGGGCCCCGCCGCCCGAGGCCAGACCGCACGUCAACCAGCACAACCACUUCUUCCACUUUGACGGCUCCCGCAUCGCCAGCUGGCUGCCCAGCUUCUCUGUUGAAGUGAUGCACACCACCAACAUCUUGGGCAUCGCCCAGGCCAACAACUCCCAGCUCAACGCCAUGGCCCACCAGAUCCAGGAGAUGUUUCCCCAGGUGCCGUUCCACCUGGUGCUGCAGGACCUGCAGCUGAGCCGCUCUGUGGAGCUGACCACUGACAACAUACUGGAGGGCCGCAUCGUGGUGCCUUUCCCCACACAGGCUGCAGAGCGGACUUCCCAGGCAAACACGAGCUCAGAGGACCAGCCGGGGCCCAGCGGGGCGGCCGAGCCAGCGGCCCCUGAGCCAGACAACAUGGAGAUCCGCGGCAGCCGCUUCUCCAAGUCUGCAGACGAGAGGCAGUUGAUGCUGAAGCAGAGGAAGGAGGAGUUGUUGCAGCAAGCACGCAGGAGGUUUCAGAAGAAGGGUCCCGAGGUGCAGGACGAGGAGCUCCCCCGUCUGGAGGACCUCGUCGCCAGCGUGGUGUCCGACCCGCUCGCCUUGCGUCGCAGGACCAUGGCGGCGGCGGCGGCUGAGAGACGCAUGCAGACCCACCAGGACCCCGCGCCGUGAGGACCCCCCCCCCCCCGGCCCACGCACAUACCCACAACCCAUCGGCACCACGCAUCAACACCAUCCGUCGACCACACCACCCGUGCAUGGAACAGCCAUGCCAAUUAGUGGCGCAAGCAUGGCCUUUGGAUGCUAAUUAAGCUGUAGCAGGUUCCCCCCCCCCCCCGUCCCCCCCCCCGUCCUGAGAAGCGGCUUGGUGAACGCCGCUCAGUUUCAGAUCUGUGUUUUCUUCUUUGAGGAAGUACUUCUUAACACAGCGAAACCACAAGUUAAAAAGACCCUCAAAAUACAGCGGGGCUAGGUUAGAGGAAGUAUGGAACUUGAUCUCAAUUUGAUUCACGUGUUUAAUUUUUUUCUGUUUUUCCAUCUAAAAACAUAUAUUUUUAAUGAUACUGAUUGGGCAGGGGGAGGGGGGGGGAAUGUAUAUUCAAGAUUGACAAACUAAUAUAUUUUUGUUGCGUUUUACUUUGAGAGGAUUUUUGAACUGUGAAACUGGACCAGGGUGGACGGCGGUAUCGCACGCUCCUCAUUGAUUGGUCGUCAGAGAGAGGCAGACCACGUCACUUUAGUAUUCAGCUAUCAAACAUGAAUGUAUAUCAAGCGGAUGCUGCAGAACUCAGUUUGUAACCCCAGUUUAUACUGGGUUUGUUUGUGGACAUCCUUACAUUUUUAAGGCAAAGCCCUCUUUUCAUCUGCAAUGACCUCUUCAGACAAAGUGAUUCGAGGCUUGUGAUGCCUAGUAUUCCCACAUUGGGGUAUAGUCUACCCCUCUCAACCAUUUUUGUUUGUGUUAUGCGGCACUGUUUUAAAGCAGACGUCAGUAUUUUGUGGGGCAAUGUGUAAAUAUGUGUGUGUGCACAUUGCAUGCCUCAUUUUGUCCACACAUUCAUUCUGUACCUAUAGUUGCUAUGAAUUUCCUAUAGCCUUUAGUCAUGUUAGAUAUUUGUUUUUCUCAGCUGACAAACUGUUGGUAAUUGUGAUCGUUGAUGAUUCUGUGAAAGUAACAACGGGCAUGUUGAGAGAUGGCUUGAGGGGAAUCCUGCAAUCGUACAUGUACAGGUCUGUAUUGGUGCGGAAGGUCAAGUUUCACGUCAACCGUGUACAUAGCCUCCCCCCCCCCACCCCGCACCCGCUCCUGUGCUCAGGUCAUCUCAAUGGUUUAAUUUGCAAGACUUCCAGACAGACAGUCAUGACCAUGCCUAGGUUCUUAGUGUUGUGUCUUUGUGAUAACAAGUACGCAAUCCACCCUUUGUUGAUUUGUGUCAAGCCCGAGAAACGUUUUUGUUUCAAUACACUUAAUCCCAAAGAUAUUCUUCCUUGGAAGGGAACCAUUUCUUUUUUUUGUCAAAAUAUGCAGGAUUGCUAUUCGGAUUGGAUAUAACAAUUGAAGAUAGUUUGGUGAAAACUUAUUUUCUUCAUUUCAUAUGUCUACCACGGUUUCCUUUUCAUUAGUUAAUUGUUACACAUUACAUAUUUAAUUUUGGACUUUGCUUUCUGCUAUUUUGUGCCUAAAAAUCAAGGAAGGGGUUGUGUAUGGAUUACUGCUGUAAAUAAUGUAGUUUUUGUAAAGUGGAAAAGUGUAAAGACUCAAUAAAAACGAGUUCCUCUACAACUUUUUAACAAAACCCA